Molecule: messenger RNA, 1694 nt
Organism: Sorghum bicolor (sorghum)
Lineage: Eukaryota; Viridiplantae; Streptophyta; Magnoliopsida; Poales; Poaceae
Product: inactive protein RESTRICTED TEV MOVEMENT 2
Exons: 2
Coding region: 519-1472 (317 amino acids)
Source: RefSeq, a predicted model, not a curated record
GUUGUUGGGAGGAAGACUGAGCAAAUAUUCGUCUCCUGGAUUAUUCCUAACCUUUCUGCCCGCCCAAGGAUUCCUCUUCCUCCUCCGGCCGGCUCCCACCCCCUUAAUAGCUGCAAAGCCUCACCAUGCAUUUAACUAAUUUCCAGCAAUAACAAUAACCGCGCGGAGAGAGAAUUCCAUUCCACCCCGAACAAGUUUUCACCAAUGCAAUGCAAUGCAAUGCAUGCUAGUGAUCAGCCGCCCCGCAAGCCAAGUUUGGAACAAAAUCCAUCGUCUAUCUUUUAUUUUAUUAUAUGCAGCAUGAUAUAUCGAUGAUAUAUAUACAUGCAUAUUGCUAUCUAGCUCUCUCAUCUCAUCUCCACCAUCCAUCGGCGUUCCAGAGCUAAGCUGAUCGAUCCGAUAGAUCCAGCAACACAAGCAAGCAGAGUUAGCUAUCUGCUACGUAGUAUCACACAAGAUAUAUAGCCUGAUCCUUCCUUAUUGCAGCUGAUCGAUAUAACAAUCCAAUAAGAGAAUCCAUGGCCGCCGCCGCCGCCGCCGGCAACAAGCAAGGAGGAGGAGGCUGCUGCAAGCCGCCGCCUGCAGCAGCUGAUCAGGAGUUGUUGGACCCGAGGUACGAGUGGCAGGAGAAUGCCACCAGCUUCAUCCUCCGCAUCCACCUCUCAGGCUUCAGGAAACAAGAUUUCAGGGUGCAAGUCGACGGCGCCGGCCGCCUCACCGUCCGCGGCCAGCGCUCCGACGCCGCCACCAACCCCAGGCACUCCCGCUUCAGCAAGGUCUUCCAGCUGCCCUCCACCUCCAACCUCGACGACAUCGCCGGCCGCUUCGACGCCGGAGUCCUCACGCUCACCGUACCCAAGCGCCUGCCUGCGUCGCAGCAGCAGGUCCGCCAGGAUCAGGAUCAGGCGGCGGCCAAGCAGCAGGAAAAGGCAAAGGCGCCGCCCAAGGACGACACCGUUGCCAAGGACGAGGCGGAUGCCACCGACAAGAAAACCGCUGCCGAGCAGCAGGUGGCGGACGCCAAGAGCGGCAAACCGGAGCCAGAGCAGCAGCAGCACAAGGCGGCGGCGCCACCACCACCGGCCGUGAGGAAGGAGGAAGGCAAGCCCAAAGCCGGCGCCGCUGCACCACCAACAGCAGCAGCCGACACGAAGAAGCAGGCCACGCCCAAGGCCGAGCCGCCGCCACUGGAGAGGAAGGCGGUCGAUACGGAGAGCCUGGCGGAGAGGGUGAAGCGGCGCGCCGAGGAAGAGCGGGCCGAAACCGCGGCUGCGGCAGAGGCGGAGCGCCAGAGGAAGGGCUUCAAGGAGCGCGUGGCGGAGGAGCUGCAGGGGCUGGCGGGCUCCGAGUGGGCGGAGGGCCUCGUGGAGACGGUGAAGAAGAACAAGGAGGUGAUCGCCGCCGCCGUCGCCGCCUUCUCCCUUGGCGUCUUCGUCUCCAGCAAGCUCUUCUGCAGGUCCAGCAGGAACUAAUAAUAGCCAAGCAAACCAGAGCGUCCACACAUUUGUGACAACGUACAUUGAUAUAUACUUACAGACCAUGUGGAUAUAUACAUGCACAAACAAAUUAAAGUCAAAUUUGUAUACAUGUUUAUACAUGUACAGUGGUGAUGAAUUGACAAAGGUAAUUAAGGCAAAACAUGAAUUACUUGUGUCAAGAUCCAUGUUCGAAUAUAUUCAGAUACAUACGGUGAA